GUGGGCUGCACAAACUGCUGAACAACAAGGCCUUCCUCAUUAAGUUCAUCCACACCCUGGAGGCCCAGCAGGGCUUCUCCCAGAGGGACCGCGGCUACGUGGCCAGCCUGCUCACUGUGGCGCUCCACGACAAGCUGGAGUACUUCACGGAGGUGAUGAAGACCCUGCUGCAGCACCUCGUCCUGCAGUACGCCUCCAAGAACCCCAAGCUCAUGCUGCGACGGACAGAGACGGUCGUAGAGAAGAUGUUGACCAACUGGAUGUCAAUCUGUCUCUACUCCUUCCUCAAGGAGGUGGCGGGGGAGCCUCUCUACAUGCUCUUCAGAGCCAUCAAGUACCAGGUGGACAAGGGCCCGGUGGACGCCGUGACCGGGAGGGCCAAACGCACGCUGAACGACAGCCACCUGCUGAGAGAGGACAUCGACUACCGCCCCAUGACUCUCUCAGUGUUGGUGAAGAACGAUGAGGACGUCCAGCCCUGUCCGGUUAGAGUGCUGGACACUGACACCAUCACACAGGUGAAGGAGAAGAUCCUGGACCAGACGUAUAAAGGAGCAGCCUUCUCCCAGAGACCUAGUGCCCAUGCCCUGGACCUAGAGUGGCGGUCUGGCCAGGCAGGUCACCUGACCCUCUCAGAUGACGACGUCACCGCUAUUGUUCAAGGUCGCUGGAAGAAACUCAACACCCUUCAGCACUACAAGGUCCCUGACGGAGCCACGGUGGCCCUGAUCCCCGCCUCCCAGGCCUCCACCAAGGGGAGCGUCCACCAGGUCUACCAAACCGCCGAGAAGACGCCCAUCCUGGAGGAGGAGGAGGAGGUGCGCCUCUGGCACCUGGUGAAGAGCAGCGAGGAGCCGGACGCACCGAGGAGGAGCAGCAUGAGGGAGAGGGAGCGGGCGAAGGCCAUCCCGGAGAUCUACCUCACCAGGCUGCUCUCUAUGAAGGGAACGCUGCAGAAGUUCGUGGACGACGUGUUUGUAGCGAUACUGAACACCAAGCGGCCCCCGCCCAUCGCCGUGCGCUUCUUCUUUGACUUCCUGGAUGACAUGGCGGAGAAGCACGCCAUCGACGACCCGGAGACGGUCCACAUCUGGAAGACCAACAGUCUUCCUCUGAGGUUCUGGGUUAACAUCCUGAAGAACCCCCAGUUCGUGUUCGACGUCCAGGUGACGGACAGCAUCGACGCCGUCCUGUCCGUAAUCGCCCAGACGUUCAUAGACUCCUGCACCACGUCCGAGCACAAAGUGGGCCGGGAUUCCCCCGUUAAUAAACUGCUCUACGCGCGGGAAAUCCCCCGAUACAAACAAAUGGUGGAGCGUUAUUACAGCGACAUUCACAGUGCAGCUUCUGGCUGUUACCAGGAGAUGAACUCCACCCUCACAGGACUAUCCGGGAGUUUUGCAUCAGAGAUGAGCAGUCUUGUGGCGCUUCAUGAACUCUACAAGUACAUCAAUAAAUACUACGACCAGGUGAUGGCCUCUCUUGACGAGGACAGCGGAGGUCAGAAGAUGCAGUUAGCCUACAGACUACAGCAGGUCGCAGCCCUACUGGAGAACAAGGUCACUGACCUCUGAUCAGCCUACUGAAAACAAGGUCACUGACCUCUGACCCUCUCUGAUCAGCCUGCUAAGGUUCUUCUGAUAACAUUGGGUGACCUUCACCAAGGUUGAACUCUGACCCUCAACAGACCCAUAAUUCUGAUUGGUCAACAAACAACCAAUUAAAAUCUGCUAUUUUCUGUGAGGAAGGGGGAUUGCUAGUAUUAUAACGACAUACUCCUGAAAUACAACCAUUACUACAUAAUCCUGAAACACUAAGACUACUACUUACUACUAAAAUACUAGUACCAGCACUACUUACUCCAGAAAUACGAGUAUAAUUACUACUACUACUUACUACAAAAAUGGUAGUACUAAUGCUAUGUACUCCUGAAUCUAGUAGAAUUACUACGACUACUACUACAACUACUUACUACUGAAAUAUUAGCACUUCUACUACGUACUCCUGAAAUACUUUUGGUGUACUACUAAGUACUCCUAAAAUACUUGUGCUAAUGGGAUGUACUCCAGAAAAACUACUGCCAAUACUACGUACUACUGAGAUACUAGUACUACAUUGACAUACUCCAAAAAUACUACUGCCACGUGCCAAGUUUAUUAAGGUACCACUCAUUGAAUACUGCUACAGCACUGCAGUUUAUUCAGAUUCCGUACUACUAGUAGACUAGCAGACUAGUAGUUUAUAUAUUUCAUUGACUUGAGACAAUCGAAUCGAAGUCAGGGCUGCUGUGAAAAAUCUCCCAGAAGUCCUUGUUGCAGGGUCAUGUUUUCUAUGAUCGUAGAUUUCGAAAUUUUUCUAAGAUCGUAGACUUGGACAGUUUUCUAAGAUUGUAGACUUGGACAAUUUUCUAAGAUCAUAGAAUUUGACAUUUUUCUAAGAUCAUAGAAUUUGACCGUUUUCUAAGAUCGUCGACUCUGACAGUUUUCUAUGAAAGUAGACUUGGACAGUUUUCUAAGAUAGUAGACUUUGACUGUUAUUUUUAAGGUUAGGGCUGGAGAUACAUCCAGUAUUUUAUGAUAAUGUUUACUGACGUGUGAAAAAUCUCCAGACAAAAGGGAACAUUUAGCAAUACGCUAGUAAGACGGUAGGCCCCCAACUCAAUGUGAGAAAGGAGAGUAAAUGAUUGCGUGUAAAUUAUUUAUUCUUAGGAAAUCACACAUGUGCCUUUUUCUUUCAUUACCAACUCAUUACUGAAUUUUCAGUAUUCUGCCUGACUGCCUGUCUGUCUUCCUGCCUGUAGAUCUGUCAGCCUGUACGCUGUGAACUGCAAUUAUAUCCCUCUCAUCCAGACUGUGUGUGUGUGUGUGUGUGUGUGUGUGUGUGUGUGUGUGUGUGUGUGUGUGUGUGUGUGUGUGUGUGUGUGUGUGUGUGUGUGUGUGUGUGUGUUUGUGGG
Gadus chalcogrammus (walleye pollock) is the source of this 2953-nucleotide messenger RNA. It is a transcript of the gene plxnb3, whose product is annotated as plexin B3. Gene Ontology annotation, molecular function: semaphorin receptor activity. The record is from RefSeq and is a predicted model, not a curated record. Gene Ontology annotation, cellular component: semaphorin receptor complex. NCBI's taxonomy places the organism in Eukaryota, Metazoa, Chordata, Actinopteri, Gadiformes, Gadidae. The transcript is spliced from 15 exons. Gene Ontology annotation, biological process: negative regulation of cell adhesion; positive regulation of axonogenesis; regulation of GTPase activity. Bases 156 to 1574 code for a protein of 472 amino acids.